AUGCUGUGGAGGUCAAUUCUUUUAUUUCCCCUACUGGGGAUUGCGGCUACAGCUGCUUCUAUCGACAACUGCCCGGGUUACACAUUGAGAAAUGUGGCCGAGUCAGAUAGCCAAAUAACGGGAGAUUUAAUACUUGCCGGUAGUGCCUGUAAUACCUACGGCGAGGAUUUGACUCAUCUCAAAUUAUUGGUAGAAUACCAAACAAACUCACGACUCCACGUCAAAAUCUACGACGAAAAUGAACAAGUUUACCAAAUCCCCAAAUCAAUCCUGGACCCUCCAUCAGGUCAACAGGAUUCAUCCUCUCAGCAAUCAGACUUGGUAUUCGAGUACACUAAAAAUCCGUUUUCGUUUGCUAUCCAGCGCAGCUCUAGCGGAGAGACUAUUUUCAACACAUCCGGCACAAAUCUGAUCUUUGAGAGUCAAUAUGUGCGCUUGCGAACCUCGCUGCCAUCAAACCCCAACAUUUACGGUUUGGGCGAGGAUUCGGACUCAUUUAAACGAGAAACUACUGAUUAUACGCGCACAUUGUGGAAUACCGGUCAGGCGUUUUUGCCGACGCAUUCGAAUCUUUAUGGUAGUCAUCCGAUUUACAUCGAGAUGAGAGACAGCCAGGCCCAUGGCGUAUUUUUGUCGAACAGUAAUGGUAUGGAUAUCAAAAUCAACCAGACUGCUGAAGAUGGGCAGUACUUGGAGUAUAAUACACUCGGCGGUGUGCUAGAUUUUUACUUCCUGUCUGGUCCGGCGCCGGCUGAUGUUGCUCGUCAGUAUGCUGGUGUUGUCGGUUUACCGGCGCAACAAUCAUACUGGACCUACGGCUUCCAUCAGUGCAAGUACGGCUACCAAGACGUCAUGUGGGUUGCCGAAGUAGUCUACAACUAUUCGCAGGCCAAUAUCCCACUCGAAACCAUGUGGACAGACAUCGACUAUAUGGAUCUUCGACGAACUUGGACACUCGACCCAGAGCGUUUCCCGCUGCAUAAGAUGCAAGAAUUAGUGGCUUACCUGCACAACCAUGAACAACAUUACAUCAUGAUGGUUGAUCCGCCGGUCUCGUUAAAUGAUAGCGCGUCAUACGACGCUGCGGUGUCUUCAGAUGUACUAAUCCAAAAUGACAACGGUACCACAUUCGUGGCGACCAUGUGGCCUGGAGCGGUGUCUUAUGUUGAUUGGUUCCAUCCGAAUGCACAGUCUUUCUGGACAGGACAGAUUGGUUCGUUUUUUGAUGAUCAGUCUGGCGUGGGAGUUGAUGGCAUGUGGAUUGAUAUGAACGAGCCGGCAAACUUCUGUGGUUAUCCCUGCUCAAACCCAGUGCAAGCAGCAAUAGAUGGCAAUGACCCUCCAGCUCCGCCAGCACUCCGCACAACAUGGGACCCUCUCCCUGGAUUUCCAUCUGACUUCCAGCCUCCCGGUACAAGCUCGCGAAGAAUCAAACGGGACACCUCGUCAGCUAAUAUGACAGGGCUUUCCGGUCGUAAUCUUGACAACCCAGGCUAUACUAUCGCCAACGGUGUUGGCGCUCUAACCGUUGGCACUAUCUGGCCCGACCUCCCCGAGUAUGGUGGUUAUGUCCAAUACGAUACUCACAACUUGUAUGCAUCAUAUAUGAUUGAUGCUUCUCGACAGGGCCUUUUAGCCCGUCGUCCAGCCGAACGACCAUUCAUCAUUUCACGUAGCACAUUCGCCGGAGACGGAACCAGGGGCGGCCACUGGACUGGCGACAACGCCUCUAUAUGGGCUCACUAUUUACUGUCUAUUAUCCAAAACAUGGAAUUCGCAUCCAUUUUCCAGAUCCCCAUGGUUGGCGCUGAUGUAUGCGGCUUCAACGACAACACCACCGAAACUCUAUGUGCACGCUGGGCGAUGCUAGGCGCCUGGUAUCCCUUCUACCGUAACCAUGCAGACAUUUCAGCAAACUAUCAAGAAUUCUACCGCUGGCCGUUGGUUACUGCAGCAGCACAAAAAGCCAUAACUGCUCGCUUCCAAUUACUAGACUACUUCUACACAGCAUUCUAUCAGCAAACAGUCGACGGGUCACCGACAACCAUCAUCCCGCUGUUUUUCCAGUACCCUAACGACCCAACCACACUUGACAUCAGCUACCAAUUCUUCUACGGCCCGUCAAUCUUGGUCUCCCCCGUCACCGUGGAAGGGUCGGAAAGCGUUUCUCUCUACCUUCCGCCUCAGGACAUUUUCUACGAUUUCUGGACUGGUGAACGAGUCACGCCCGACGGCACAAACACUCUGAAUCUCGACAACGUCACCUACACGGACAUCCCCGUCCACAUCCGCGGCGGCUCAAUUCUGCCUUUGCGCGCAAAUGCCGGGGCCGCAAACACGACGACGCAGCUUCGUACGCACGACUUCGAGAUAUUGGUUGCCCCGGACGUGGACGGUAAAGCGAGUGGAAGUUUGUACCUUGAUGACGGCAAGUCAGUCAAGCCGGCGCAGACGACGUACCUGCAGUUCACGUAUGAUAAUGGGCAUUUGUCGGUUAGUGGAUCGUUUGAUUAUGAUCCGGGCGUGGGGUUCAAGGGUGUUACGGUACUGAGUAGUAGUACCUUGAGUAGUGCUGGGGGUAGUAACAGUACUAACACGGAUAGCUAUGGGCGAGUUGGGACUGUUCGUCAGAUUGAUGAGGGAUUCAGUGGGAGUUGGACGGUGGAUGUUUGA
Molecule: messenger RNA, 2673 nt
Organism: Talaromyces amestolkiae
Lineage: Eukaryota; Fungi; Ascomycota; Eurotiomycetes; Eurotiales; Trichocomaceae
Exons: 4
Coding region: 1-2673 (890 amino acids)
Biological process (GO): carbohydrate metabolic process
Molecular function (GO): hydrolase activity, hydrolyzing O-glycosyl compounds; carbohydrate binding
Source: RefSeq, a predicted model, not a curated record